AUGAACCAUAUUCUACGGCCCCUGCUGGACGAGUGCGUAGUGGUGUACCUGGACGAUAUCCUCAUCUACUCCAAGAACAUGAAGGAGCACGUGGAGCAUCUGCGGAAGGUGUUCGAGAUCCUGCGGAAAAACAAGUUCUACGUGAAGCUGUCGAAGAGCGACUUCGCCUUGAAGAAGGUGCAGUUUCUCGGGCACAUGGUGAGUGCCGAGGGCGUACACGUGGACCCGCGGAAGAUCGAAGCCGUCAAGAAGUGGAAAGUUCCGGAGAACGUGAAGGAGUUGCAGCAGUUCCUAGGAUUCGCCAACUACUACAACAGGUUCGUGCCACAGUACGCUAAGAUUGCAGCGCCACUGACCGACCUACUGAAAAAGGAUACGCCCUUCAAAUGGGAUACUCCGCAUCAGCAAGCCAUGGAACAGCUACAGACAGCACUGACCACAGCCCCAAUCCUAUUGGAGGAGUUCCACGACGUACCAUACGCGGGACAUUUCGGGAGCAACAAGACAUUAGCGGGAAUAGCGAAGUAUUACUACUGGCCCCGGAUGGCAGCAGAUGUGCAGCAGUUCGUCACCUCCUGCGACACGUGCCAGCGGAUGAAGAGCAGCAAGCAGAAGAAAGCAGGGUUACUUCAGCCUCUACCCGUACCGGAGCAGCCAUGGCAGGUCGUUAGUCUCGACUUCAUCACAGGACUUCCCUCGACCUCACGGGGACAUGAUUCCAUCCUCGUAGUCAUCGAUAAGUUCUCCAAAAUGGGGCACUUCCUACCGACCAACGCCACCGCCACAGCAGAAGCAACUGCUCGCCUCUUCUUCGACCGCAUCAUCACCAUCCACGGCAUCCCCACUACACUCAUCUCAGACAGAGACCCAAAAUUCACCAGUAAGUUUUGGAAGGAGCUCAUGGGAUUAUUGGGGACUAAACUUGCGAUGUCCUCAGCAUACCACCCACAGACUAACGGACAGACAGAGCGACUCAAUCAAGUGGUUGAACAGUUACUGCGCACAGCUUGCAAGGACGACGUCAGCCACUGGGACACACAGUUACCGACCCUAGAGUUCGCUUACAACAACGCGUCACAUGCGGCCACAGGGAAAACUCCUUUCUUCCUGUGUUACGGACGGGAACCACUCACACCACAGCAGCCUACCACACCGGCACACGUCCAAGCCGCACAUGACUUCGUCACCACCAUGCAGCAGCUAUGGGAGAAGACUCAGCGACGACUCACCACGAUGCAGACCUCCCAGAAGCAGUAUGCCGAUCGUCAGCGACGUGAUCACUCAGUAGCAGUCGGAGAUCAGGUGCUUCUUGACACGCGCAACUUGAACCUGUCUCACCUCCCAUCCAAACUCCGGCCUCGCUUCUGUGGUCCUUUUCUCGUUGAGGCACAGGUGACACCAGUUACAUUCCGCUUGCGCUUACCAGAUGCGUGGAAGCUUCACAAUGCUUUCCAUGUGCAGCUACUGAAACCCUACAAGGACCCCAACCAACAGUUCCAGGGACGGCAGCUACCGCCACCUCCACCUGUUCUUGUGCAGGACGAAACCGAGUACGAGAUUGAGCGCGUCCUCUCUCAUCGGCGCCGCGGCGGCAGGACCCUCGAGUUCCUGAUACGCUGGAAGGGAUACGACCCCACUGAGGACAGUUGGGUUGCAGAAGCUGAUAUGGGCAACGCACGCCGUGCUCUCAAGGACUAUCUUGUCAAGCAGGGUGUAUCUCACGCCACCCUGCUUUGA
Molecule: messenger RNA, 1737 nt
Organism: Closterium sp. Naga37s-1
Lineage: Eukaryota; Viridiplantae; Streptophyta; Zygnematophyceae; Desmidiales; Closteriaceae
Source: the annotation of a GenBank genome assembly